Messenger RNA from Cladophialophora immunda, 1240 nucleotides. RefSeq lists its product as uncharacterized. Gene Ontology annotation, molecular function: protein serine/threonine kinase activity; ATP binding. Gene Ontology annotation, cellular component: cytoplasm. Lineage: Eukaryota; Fungi; Ascomycota; Eurotiomycetes; Chaetothyriales; Herpotrichiellaceae. The record is from RefSeq and is a predicted model, not a curated record. Gene Ontology annotation, biological process: protein phosphorylation; intracellular signal transduction. Bases 1 to 1035 code for a protein of 344 amino acids. The transcript has a single exon.
AUGAGCAGACAUUCCCGGAUCGUGCUCUUCCUCGCCCUGGUCCUGGUCGACUUCAUUUGCUGCUCAGCAAGCCCCACCUCCCGAUGCUGGCUUGACUACUCCCAGAUUCCUUACACCGCACUCCCGCGCGACCUGGAGUUGGACUAUGGGACUACAGCGAGAGAACUUGGUUCUGGCACAUCGGGCUCUGUGCUUCUGCUUCUGCGGCACGCCGACAAUGCGACGGUAGCGGUCAAGCGGUUCCACAACGCCGCCGAAGAUGAAGAUCGACAUGACCUUUUGACUCAAAGAAUCAAGCUUGAGUAUCAUCUCGGAACUCUCCUGAACGGCCAUCCUGGCAUCUCAGAGUCUUUUGACCUCCUCCUGGAAGAAGGUUCCUUGACCUGGUUUCUGGUGACGGAGUUCUGUCCCCGGAGCCUGGCAAAGGAGCAUCGAUCAAUCGGCGCGCAGUCGCUCACAGAGAUAUUCCGCAGCGUUGUCGAAGCCGUCGAGCAUAUGCAUGCUCUGGGCAUCGCACAUGGAGAUCUCAAGCUAGAGAACGUCCUUUUGACGGCCGACGGACGACCCAAGCUGAUCGACUUUGGUGCCGCCACCUUCUCCGGCUGUCCCACAGAAACCCCAGGCUCGGCAGACGCGGUCAACGUCGUCCCUGGAGACUACGGCACCACGGCUUACAUGCCGCCUGACGUCUUCACGCAGCUCGAGUUCGACAAGGCGAAAGCCGAUGUGUGGGCCCUCGGGGUUUUGUUCUUUGCCAUGAUGACGGGAUCGGUUCCAUGGUCGUCUGCUUCAAUCGACGACCCCCGCUACCAAGCCUACGUGACACCGCAGCCCCUCGAUGACGGGUUCAGCUCACACCAUUGUCCUAACUGGGACAAAUCAACGGUUCGAUUUCACACUUGUUCCACUGGAGCCAUGCACCUCCUACAACGACUGCCGGCUAACGCAAGGGACAUGGUUGCCUCGAUGCUAGUGCCUGAACCACAGGAUCGGCCGUCUGUCCAGACUUUAUUGGCGUCUUUGUCCCAGAGAUAAAGAUCUUUGGGUUGCACUCGGCAACCGUGGACACGAGGACGUUGAACUACGGGUGUAGUAACGGUGAAGUAGCAAUGGCAUAUUUGUCAAGUACUGGUCCAAAAACCGUCCACAUGAGCGAAACGGUGCUUAUGGCAUCUCAAGGGACUGAUAGUAGCACACGCUGCAUAAUGAUUCGCUCCUAUAUCCGACACAGAGCCACCCG